AUGGUCUCUUCAAUCCUGAAUCUUGGUGUACUACUUCUGCUAUUCGGUUUUGCCAACUCUCUUCAAGUUACGCCAGGGUCACCAUGUGCUGCAGUGUGCUUAGACCACCAGGAUGGCAAUACACAAAACCCGGCAGCAUCGUCAACGAACUCGUCAGAUAUUAGCUGUCUCGAUAGCGAUUAUAGUUCCUCGUCAACUGGUAUCAAAUUCGAAAACUGUCUCAGUUGCCUAAAGGAUAGCAAGGCUGUUAGCGGCUCUGAGAGCGAUGUCUCUUGGUUCCUAUACAACUUGCGAUAUGCCGUUGAUGUAUGCGUUUUUGGUUCUCCAAAUGCUCCAAAGGCCAUCUCGUCCCCGUGCGAUAUUGAUUAUGGGUGUGCCCCCCUGGCCCAAUCGCUCAAAUAUGGCAUAUCAAAUCCGAAUAAUGCGUCAGAAUUCGGAUACUGCACAGCGGGGAAUGGCGCUUUCAAGAGCGAAUCUGUUGAGGCAUGCUACCAAUGCUUUCAAGCAAGCGAUAACCAAGCUUACUUAGCUAACUUUCUCAUUGCUCUACAAGCUGGUUGCGAACAGACUCCUGCACCGGGUAGCUUACUUGGUAUCUCGGGAACACUGUUCUCUGAUAUUCCAAUCAAAAUCACCGCGCCGCCUCCAGAUGCUAGUGACGAUGCGAGUGACACGUCGAAGACUGGCAACUCAAGUCCGACAUCGAUGACCACUGGUGCCAUAGUGGGCAUCGCUAUUGGAGGUGCGCUGCUAUUUCUUGGUAGCCUUGGACUUUUCAUAGUUCACCAUCGCCGCGAAAAGAAGGCCCGGGAGCGAGACGCCAUGGGUUCGGAUUAUGAUCCUCGGGGAGGAAGUGGCUCCAUCUCAGCACCGAGCAAAGGAGCCUUUACGUCCUAUGAUAGCAAGCCCUCUGUAUCAAUGAUAAGCGACUACGAGCUUAAGGCCCAGAGGGCAUACACAAACAACGCUAAUUACUACGACCUUCUCGAAAAGGAGAUGGCGGCACGACGGGCAAACUAUAACAUAGAUACACGACAACUUCCUACUCACCCUGCCUACAUUCCCGGAAAUACGAGCCGGGGUCCUUCUAGAACAGCUUCCCCAGCGCCUCCAGCAGCUGUGAAGUAUCACGCACCAGACUCAUACGUCAUGCAGCAGUAUCUGAACGCGGUCGAAGACGUCGCCCUCUCCAGCGGAUUCAGCAACGACGAGACUUCUAAAAAAUCCUCAACCCGUGGCGCAAGUUCCCCUUCCCCUCCCCCAGCUCGUCACAAUAAGGUUCCGUCGCUGUCUAUGCCCACGGUACCACAUAUUAGGGUGCCAAAGAAGUACUCUCCGCCGGUGAUAGCGAUACAGGGCGCGACGCCAGUCGACACACAAGAGAAGCGGACUGGCGGCGAUACGCAGAUAUCGAUGCCGUUGACAAUACACGAACGGCGGUUUCAGGAUCGCGGGUUGUAUAUCACGUCCUCCACCGAUAUCCUUGAGCAGCAAGUCGCACCGCCGCCGCGGUUAGGAGAGGAUCUGAACGUAAGGACAGGGAAUAGUUCUUUCUACGGUUAA
Molecule: messenger RNA, 1563 nt
Organism: Daldinia childiae
Lineage: Eukaryota; Fungi; Ascomycota; Sordariomycetes; Xylariales; Hypoxylaceae
Exons: 4
Coding region: 1-1563 (520 amino acids)
Source: RefSeq, a predicted model, not a curated record